This is a messenger RNA of Schistosoma margrebowiei, 3666 nucleotides long. Lineage: Eukaryota; Metazoa; Platyhelminthes; Trematoda; Strigeidida; Schistosomatidae. The record is from the annotation of a GenBank genome assembly.
AUGCGUUCUUUUUCUGCGCCAACAGCAAUUCCAAGUUCUUGCUUACCUCAAUAUCAAGUUCAAAAUAAUUUCUCUCAGCAAAACCAGGCCUUUUUAAAUUCCAUGGCUCAACCUACAUUUAGCCUAAUGCCGGCAGUUUCUUACUCUUCUAUUCCUGUAUGCACAUCUCCAACGUCUACAAACCCUAUACCUGGAUCCAACAUCAUACAGUCUCAACAGCCUGUAAUAUUUUCUGCAGCUCCGGGAAACUUUUUCCUUGCCCAAUCUACACCUAUUGGUACUCCAGUUGUAGGUGCUCCAUCAUUUGUCUUUGCUCCUGGUCAGACUAAUCAAAAUGCUUUUGUGGUUGCUCAUCCAUUAUCCCAGGCACCAAUCGCGGGACAAAUGGCCACUCAUACAAAUCCAGCAAAUUGUGUUAUUCGUCUUCCUGAUGGACGGUUUGUCUUACCAGCUACUGCUCCUAAUAACUUGAAUUUUCAGUCAUCUUUAACUCGUAUUUGUGGCCCUCAACCUAAUUACUUCCCUGUUACAGUAUCUGCACCUACCAGUGUAAAUUCAUCUACAAUACCUUCGUUGACUCCUCAAAUCGCCCAACCACCAUCAGGCCAAGCAUUCUAUAUUCAAAUGCCAACCAGUUGUGUCAGUGUUGGUAAUACAGUUUUCACUACCUCUCAACUGAAUACUGGUACUAAUUUUCAAACUCAUCCAAUGUCAACAAUGAAACCAGGACCUCAAGUAUCCUUCGCUAACUCACAGAUGAAUGCUUUAUAUGGUCAAUCCGGUACUUUUAUAACCCCUGCGACUGCAUCGAAUCAAGUUCAGUUGGCUCCUAGACCACUUGGUACUAAUUUAAAUCCUGCUUGUUCUGGAAUAAUGAUGAAUAGACCUGGAUUACUUCUCCCCACAGGCUGCAGUCCUGGAACUCCAAUAUUAGAUGCAUACACUUUACAAAAUCAACAAAAACUAGGUAUUGGAACGAAUACAUCACAGUACACUAGUCUUCAAGCUUUGCCAAGUGGAAUGGCCGUUGCCCGAUUGCCGAAUGGAACGUAUGCUACAGUGUCGCUUAGUUCUACUGGAAUAUCAGGUUCAUCACCGAUUUUUGUAAAUAAUGCUUGUGUUCCAUCUACACUGGCUAAUCCAAAUGAUACCUCAACUGCACCAAAACGUAGUGCUCCUAAUUCACGUACCAGACCAAAGUUAACUGGUUCUCCACCUGCCGAUACAGAUGUACUACGUCGUUUAGAUGAUCAAAUAGCUUCAUUACAACGUUUAACUGCACCUACAGAAAUGCAAUUAAAUAGACUAAAGCAGCUUGUUGAAGUUAAACACCAAUUAACAAAAGUAUCUAAUAUAUCUGCCAAUCCUCCCAAUGCAUUGGCUCCUCGUAGCUUGCCAACAUCUAAUGCGGUUACGAAUACUCCUGCUUGUCGAAAUCUUAGUCCUGCAUGUGCGCAGAUCACUCCAAGUGUGCGUCGUGAAGUCUUAGAUUUACUUUCUCAGCACAAAUUACUACCACAACCUAUUGGAUCUAAUAACAAUGAAGAAACUUUCAUAGUAGAAUUUCGUCUAAAUCAACAAAGAUAUCAACUGCGACUAACUCGCUCUCAAAAAGUUGAUAUGGAACGUUUACUUUUUACUAAUACUCCACAACGUCAGGCUGAAGUGUUGACUGUUUUUCAACAGGAACAAAGUCGUCUGCUUGCUUCAACACCACGGGCAAGACUAUCAGCUCCUUCCAGUCAAAGUAGUAAUCCAGUUAUGACAACAUCUCCAGUUGUUGGGUUUAGUAUUGCUUCACAACCCUUACGAUUGCAAUCUGGAAUUCCAACGUUUGCAGCUGCUCCUAUGCACACUUUUCAUGGUACAUCUGGUCUACGGCUGGUUACAGCUCGGCCAGUUGUACCACCAAAUGCUAUAUCAGGACCUAUUGUUCGAUCAAAUAUUCCUCCUGUAUGUUCUUCAACUCCAGUUGUAGGUGUUGUUACUGCUUUAGCUGUACCUCCUAUUGGAACUUGUGUUAAUAAUCCUAUGUUUGCACCCGCUUUAGCUUUAAACUCUGCUGCAGUAAAUAUUCCUACAGUUUCACCUAGUCUUUCAAUGUCCUCAGCAAUGAUGUCCACUAUAAAUGCAACAAGUGGUUUACUAACAACAAUACCUACAACUUCAUUUGGUUCAACUGUGAAUAAUGCAGCGCAAAACUUUGUUUUAUCAAAUUCAACUGUAGUCAAUUCUACUGGUACUACAAUUCUAACUCCUAAUACUAGUGGAUUCUGUACACAGUCUGGUCCAUUCACAUUACCACCUGAAUCUAUUAAUGUUGUUAAUUCGAUACGACCCGUAGCACUGAAUAUUCAACACGCUGCUAGAAUAGGUCGACUUCGCGCUUAUUUAACAAAUGAUCUUAGAUUAGCAGUCGACAAACCGCCAACAUUACAAACUAAUGAUCCAACAAAAUUACCAAGUCCAUUAGAACUACUUGAAGCGUUGGCACCUUAUCACGUUCUUAAUGAUGCAGAUAAUACUAAAGAAGCCUUAGAUAAAGUUGACCUAAUAUUGGAAAAAUCUGUUAAUCUACUUUUACAGAAGAAAAAAGAAACAAUUGAAGCUGUGAACUCUUUAAUUUUCAAGGAAUCAUUGCAUAAACUAGAACCAUUUUUAGAAGACCGUUUACUGGUAGCUAACAUGGCUUUAGAUUUGGAACGUGAUGUAUUUACUACUGAAAAAGAAAUAUUUGCAGAAGCGUUAAAUUGUGACAAAAAAGAGAAUUGUGUUGGUAUUCAUAAUGAUGAUAAUGAUAAGAAACCAAUUAUUGUUGAGUCAGUAAAUGAGCAAUCUAUAUCCAACAAAUAUAUUGAUGAUAAAAGGCAUCUGAACAAGAAAAUUACUCCCAUUUUAAAGCAUUCAGUUUCUUUGCUUCCUUCACCAUGGUGUGAUCUCUUAGGUCCUCUAGCCUAUCUACGUCCUUUAAACUUUGAUACUAAUGGUAACACAACUGUAGCUGAAAUUAAACUCCCUUCAAACGACUCAGAGUUUACAGCACACAAUGAAAAUAAUACGCACGUUCAAAUACAAUCUUCUACUGAUUCUUCUUCCAAUAAUGUGAUAUUAAUUAAUUCAAUGUCUGAAUCAAAUACCGUUAACUUAGCAAAUAAUUUGCUAGUAGAAAAACACAAUGAUUAUGAUGAGGAUGUAAAUGAUGAAUCGUCGGAUGAAGCUGAAGCGGAUCGACUACUUGGUCUUGGUGGUGGUGGUUGUAGUAGUAAUAGUAGUGGUAUUCCAGCUUUAAUUAUUAAUCGGUCAAAAUUAUUGGAUAACAAUUCUACAAAUGGUGUACUCGAUAAUAAUAAUAAUCAAUCUACUGGAGGUAUUAGAAAUCAUUCGGAAUGCGAUGGGGGUGGUGGUGAUAGUGACGAUGGAGAAUUCGAUGAAGCUUAUGCAUUUUGGCAAGAAUUAAUGCAUGAUAGAAGUAUCAAUAUUGAGGAUAUGAAUGCCGGUCUAAUAGAGAAUAAUUUUGAUAAUGAAUCUAAUUUAUUGGAUGAACCACCUAAUAAAUCAUUACGUUUACUAGACAAUGGACAAACUCAUAGUUUACCAACAGUUCAACACUCUGAAGAUCCAGAUAUUGAUGCAGCAAUUAGAAGUAUUCUAUCAACUACUGACUAA